This is a messenger RNA of Malassezia vespertilionis, 1494 nucleotides long. RefSeq names its product protein disulfide-isomerase (gene PDI1). Gene Ontology annotation, cellular component: endoplasmic reticulum. The transcript has a single exon. The record is from RefSeq and is a predicted model, not a curated record. Gene Ontology annotation, biological process: response to endoplasmic reticulum stress; protein folding. Gene Ontology annotation, molecular function: protein disulfide isomerase activity. The coding region runs from base 1 to 1494 and encodes 497 amino acids. NCBI's taxonomy places the organism in Eukaryota, Fungi, Basidiomycota, Malasseziomycetes, Malasseziales, Malasseziaceae.
AUGCGCUUCCUGGUCGGGAUUUUGUUUGCGGCCGUGUUCGCGGUGCUAAGCGUACAUGCGGAGGAGAAGUCGGACGUGGUUGACUUGGAUAAAACCACGUUUGCCAAGUUUACUGCAGAGGAGCCGCUCGCACUCAUCGAGUUUUUCGCGCCGUGGUGUGGCCACUGCCAGGCACUUGCGCCGCACUACGAGGAGGCUGCCACCGAGCUACUUCCUCAGAAUAUCAAGCUUGCCAAGGUAGACUGCACCAAGGAGGAGGCACUCUGCAGUGAGCUAGAGAUCUCUGGUUUCCCCACGCUCAAAGUGUUCCGCCAUGGAAACGCUGCGGCCUACGGCGGCCCGCGCAAGAAAGACGGUAUUGUGAGCUACAUGCGCAAGCAGCAGCUUCCCGCUGUGUCUUCUAUUUCGGCUGCGGGCCUGGAUGAAUUCAGGGCCAAGGACCGCUUUGUGGUCGUCGCAUUUGUCGACGAGGGCGACAAGGCGUCGAUGGACGCGAUCAACCAAUUAGCCGAGAAGCACCGCGAGACGUACGUCGUCGGUGUCUCCCACGACAAGGACCUCGCUGCGAAACAUAACGCCUCGCUCCCGGGCCUGGUCGCUUUCCGCACGUUUGACGAGCCCGAGGUGUCGCUCGACGUCAAGUCCAAGUCGCUCAAUAUCGCCGAGAUGGAAGCGUUUGUCAAUGUCCAGUCUGUUUCUCUCAUGGACGAAGUGAACCCUGACAAUUUCGCGCGCUACAUCCAGUCUGGCCUUCCUCUUGCAUACUAUUUUGUGAGUGCGGAUACGCCGACCCACGCCGAGGACGUGAAGAAGCUCACCGAAGUCGCCAAGGAGUUCCGCGACAAGGUCAACUUGGUCUGGAUCGACGCGAUCAAGUUUGGCGGUCACGCCAAGGCGCUGAACCUCAAAGGUGACUCGUGGCCCGCACUCGCCAUCCAGGACAUGGAAUCCGGUGCCAAGUACCCGCUCACGGACCUCGACAAAGACGUCAAGUCUUCCGUGCACGAUUUCAUCAGCAAGUUUGUCAGUGGUAAGCUCAAGCCGAGCAUCAAGAGCGCGCCGGUCCCUUCUCAGAACUCGACUGUUGUCGAAGUCGUUGCAGACGUGUUUGACAAGUACGUGUUUGACGAUGCCAAGGAUGUCUUGCUUGAAGUAUACGCGCCCUGGUGUGGAUUCUGCAAGCAUCUCGCACCGACCUACCAGAAGCUUGCGGAUCUCUACGCAGCCCACCCGCAGGGCUCGUCGCAAGUUUCGAUUGUCAAGAUGGACGGCACGGAGAAUGAUAUCCCCCCGCACGCUGACAUUACGCUCACCGCCUUCCCCACCAUUCUGCUCAAGCCUGCCGGCAAAGGCAAGAAAGACAUGGUUACCUACGAGGGUGACCGCACGCUUGAGUCAUUGAUUGACUUUAUCGCAAAGCACGGCACGCACAAGGUCUCGGUCGAGCCCAGCGACCCGGUAGCGGGCGCAGAGCAGCGACACGACGAACUCUGA